Molecule: messenger RNA, 720 nt
Organism: Nicotiana tabacum (common tobacco)
Lineage: Eukaryota; Viridiplantae; Streptophyta; Magnoliopsida; Solanales; Solanaceae
Source: RefSeq, a predicted model, not a curated record
AUGGUGAAGAGGAGCGUUUUAAUAUUGCUGUUGUCUACAUUUUUAGUUCGAAGCAUUCAUUGUAGGCAAUUGGCGGAGAAUGGUAAAAAAGACUCUGAUUCAAAUGGCAGACAUAGUCAAAAAUAUGAUGGUUUUCAUGGUAUACAUUCUAUAGGAAGAUUGUCGGGCCAAAAAUACGGUUAUGUGCCUAUUGGACCUUUUAUAGGUGGAGGACCUGUACCAGAAUAUGGUAAUAUUCCUGGUGGGACACCAUUAACUGGAGGACCUGGACUAGGAUAUGGUGGUAUACCUUUAUUAGGAGGACCUGGCACCAUUGGCAUACCUUAUUCUAUAGGAGGAUUACCUGGUCAAGUAUACAAUGGUAUUCCAAUUGGUAUUCUUCCUGGUAUACCAUUGUUAGGAGGAGGACCUGACGCUGUUCCAGGUGUACCUGGUCAAGGAUAUGAUGGUGUUCCUGUCGGAUCUGGACCUGGAUACGGCGUUGUUCCUGGUAUACCCUUGAUAGGAGGAGGUGGAGGAAUUGGUGGAGGAGUUGGAGGAGGAAUUGGUGGAGUAGGAGGUGGUUUUGGAAAGGGAAUAAACGGAUGGGGAGGCGGCACUGGUGGUGGUGGAGGAUUUGGACUGGGUGGAGAAGGUGUAGGUGGAGGAUUUGGAGGAGGUGGUGGUGCCGGUGUUGGCGCUUAUGUUAACACCAAUAUGAUCAAUAGUAAGCAUCAUUGA